AUGGCCAAAGCCGGAUACGUUCCGUUCGAUACGGACCGGCUUGAGAUCUUCGCGAACAAGCGGGGGGUAAACGGGAUGGGGAGCUUCGACCAGCACCCCGGCGGCGGCGGGGUUGUCGACGAUGCCUGGAGAGGAGGAGGAGGAGGAGGAGGAGGGGGCCAGGAACAGCAGCAGCAGCAGCAGCACUCUCCCGGAAGUGGGGUGUCCGUUGCACCGACUGGGUUGGACUGGCCUGGUGGCUACGGCAGCGAGAUCGGCGAUCCUGCUGGCACUGCUGCGACCGCAGCAGACAUGUCCUGGGCUAGGCAGCAGCACCAGGAGGCGGGGGGAGCGGUGCACCCUCAGGAUUUUCGACAGGAGGGCAUCGGCGGCGGAGGGGGACAACGGAAGAGGCCGGGGUCCGCGUCCGUCAGCGGACCCUCGCAGCGCCUGCACGAGAUGAAGGAGUACUUCCGCCGCAAUCGCCUGGCGGCGCCGCUUGACGGCCCCCACGGCCACGCUCAGCACAUGGACGACCACGCCGGCGGCGGCCACGUUAACGGCGGCCAUGUUAACGGCGGCCACCCCGCUAACCUCAAGCAGGAGCAUGAGCACGACCAGCACCGCUACCCUUUCUUCGAAGGCGACGUCCCCCAUGUCUUUCGGGCGCGGGGCAGCGGUGGCGGCGGCGGCGGCGGCUUGCCGGGCAUGAACUCCGAAGUCGUGGGCGGCGACAACAACAACAGCAACAACGGCUUGCGGAGAGAAAGCAGCGCGAACGGCAGCAUCGCCUCGCAGGACCAAGGCAGCGGCGUCGGCGGCGGCGGCGAGAUCGCCGGCGACCCUGGCAACGGAGGAGGCUACGGCAAGACCGACCACCACCAGCAGCAGCAGCAGCAGCAGCGUGGCAACAGCAUCCCGUGGCAACACGAGAUGAUAGCCGUCAACGGCUACUCUCCCUCAUCAUCGUCACACCACCACCAGCAGGGAGGCGGCUCCGAAGGGGCGACGGACAACCUGCCCGCCGGCGUGGGCAUGGCGAGCAUGCAGAACGGCGGCAGCAACGGCCACAACGACGUCGGCGGCGGCGGCGGCGGCGGACGCGGUGGAGACGGCAGCAUCGGGGGGGGCGACCCCGGAGACGUAGGCAGCGUCGAGUUCGACCCUCAGGCGGAUUGCAGGGCGCCGGUGGUCGACCCCCACCAUCACCAACACCACCAACACCAGGUUAGCGUGACGUCAACCGCAGGGGGGAGCCCGACGUCCUGGUGGAGAGACGCCCCCGAGCCGGUAGUGUCGACGUUUCCGUGGGACCUCCAGCUUCCGAACCCCGCGCCGCCGCUGGCCCUGUCCUCCCACAACGUCGGCAGCGGCGGAGGCCUUCACCAGCAGGAGUCGGCGCUUGGUGGCUUCGGCGGGGGAAGGAGGGGCGGCGGCGGUGGCGGCGGCGGCGGGCCUCCUGCCUCCAUGAUGGGCGGGAGCGCGGGGGUUUCGACGCUCCGCGGCGGUGGCGGUAGCGGUGGCGGUGGCGGCGGUGGCAGCGGCGGAGGUACGACGGACCACCCCCCUCUUAACAACUGGGACGCGUGUCGUUUCGGGAAGCCGUCUGCCUCUUCGCUCGCCGGGCUCGGCCCGGCCCCUGACAUCGGUGGCGGGCAGCGCCAUCGCAGCGCCGCGGCUGACCACCACCGGAACCACUCCAGCAGCUCCCUCGACAUCUUGGAGAACGGCGGUGGCGGGGGCGGCGUGAACGGCGGCGGCGGCGGCAUCCGGACGGGCGGCGGCGGAAGCGCGAUGCUGCUGGACGCCGUGGGGAGGGGGCCCUACGGCGCGGGCGCGCGGUGGGGCCCGGGCUCGUCCCCCCCCUCCGUGACCGAGGUCGUGUGGGGGCUAAGCGGGAGCAGAAACGGUGGCGGCGGCGGCACCGGUGCCCCUGGCGGCGGCGGAGGGAGCUUCCUGUCGGCCCGCAACAAGCUGGAAGACUCGCGUCGAGGAACGGCGCCCCCGUGCGACACGCUGGUGCCGCCGGGGCCGCACGCCCCGGCCUACGACAUCCCCAACAACCCUAGGAGCCUUCUCGGGAUGGGGUCCGCUGGCGGCGGCGGCGGCGGCGGCGGCGGCGGCUCCGACCGGUUCGUCGCGCACGACUUCAAGCCCGUGUCCAUGGCGCCCGGGGAAACGGACGGGGCGAUGUUCGGCGGCAGCGGCGGUGAGGGGGGCGGCGGCGGCGGCGGCGGCCGUGACGACAUGCCCCGAGCUAAGCGCGCCCGGGUGAUGAAGCGGGAAGCGGACGGCAUCCACUUGUCUUCCAACGGCGGCGGGAUGGCCGGCGGCGACUCGGUAUUCGAGCGGUUAAUGGAGAGAGGCCGCGGGGGCGAAUUGGGCGGCGGCGGCGCGGGGGGUCGAAGCAGGGCCGUGAUUAACGGCGUUGACCACGCGCCGUUGCGCGACGGGGCGGGGUCGUGGGGCGGCGGCGGCAGUGGCGGAGGCGGAGGCGGAGGCGGAGGCGGUGGUGGCACCGGGGCUGGCGCGGCUGGGGGCGGAGGUGGCGGCAGGACAACGGCGAGGGGCAAGAAGUCCCCGGCCACUAGCAGGAGGUGCCGCCAUGAGGGCUGCCAGUCUCACCCGAACUUCGGCAUCGAGGGCGACCGUCGCGCCGUUUACUGCGCCAAGCACAAGCUCCCGGGCAUGGUCAACGUCAAGGCGCCCCGCUGCAGGGAGCCCGGCUGCACCCGCAACCCGGUCUACGGCCACGCCGGAGACCCUCGCGCGACCUUCUGCCUCUCGCACAAGAGCCCCCUCAUGGUGGACGUCAAGAACCGCUGCUGCGAGCACCCCGGGUGCAAGCACCAGCCGUCAUUCGGCCUUGUCGGCGACCGCCGAGCCAACUUCUGCUUCGCCCACAAGCUUCCGUCGCACGUGAACAUCCGCCGUGCCCGGGCAAGGGCAAACUGA
Messenger RNA from Ectocarpus siliculosus, 2934 nucleotides. Lineage: Eukaryota; Phaeophyceae; Ectocarpales; Ectocarpaceae. The record is from the annotation of a GenBank genome assembly.